AUGUUAGGCACCACUGCAGUGGAUGAGAAGACACAUGAUCGCUACGUGCAUCAAAUCAACGCAGCAGUGCACGCUGUACCAGCUAGUGUUUCUUUUUGCAGGAAGGGGAAGGAGGGAGAUGUGGAUAAGAAGGGCAAGGAUGAGAAGGAGAGACUGUUGCCAUUCGUUUGGCCGGGAGUCUCGAAGCUGCACUCCACGCCGGGCGACUUCUAUGGGACUUUCUUCACCGAGCCGCUGAAGGCUUUGGACCCAGUGCCGCGUGGCAAGCCCCCGCGAGUGCGGGAGCUGCCCAACGUCAGGGUCAAUCCCGCGAAGAAAGGAGGGCCCGGAUACGUGGACAUCACCAUUUCCAAGUAUCCACAGUACAAAGUGCCGGGAGCGGCAAGGAAAGGAAAGGGCAAGAAGGAAAAGGGCAAGAAGGACGAUGCACGUCUGCCUGUCUUGAUCCCGGCCAUCAGGGCUCCCAGACUCUUCACCGAGAAUCCCUACAGAUCGGUCAAAGAGCCCAAGGUGCCAGUGUACGUGAAGCCCGUGAAGGGCAAGACCAAGACGCAGGUUAUAAAACGAAUCCUGGAACAGAGAGAAGAAGGGAAGGGAACGACUGGUGAAAAAGCAGCAGUGGAGUCCGCACCCAAGUUCCUCCCAGCGGGACCCGCAAAGGAGGGGGUGUUCUUCACGAAGCUGACGUACGCCCUGCCGCCCCCGAUGGUGGUGGACAUGAAGGCGAGGCUGGAGAAGCUGAAGGAGGCGCCCUCGCCACCGGUGUUCUACCCCACGCGCGGCACCAAGCCCUACCCCCAGAGCUCCGUCGUCAGCUACAACAUCGAUCGCUCCGUCAACGCCUCCAACUGGCUGGGCUUCAAGCCCAUCGUGUACCCCUGAAGCGCGACACCGCCUUUAUAUCCGCACUUGUUCUUGUAACGCGUUCCAGCGAAUGCUUCCCGAGAUGAUUUUUAAACAAUGUGAAAUUAAUAAAAUUUUGUUUUAUAAAUAUUUUUUAGCAAUUAUGCUUAAAAGAUUUUGGAAUAAUUAUUCUAACUGUGAUAUCAAUAAUUACUUCUUGCAAAUCCUCUAUUAGAAAUCAAAAUGACAUUAGAUCCUUUCUUUCUCUACAAGAAAAUAUUUACUUAUAACUUACAAAUAUAAGAUGCACUUAAAUUUAAGUAACAUAUGUUUUUUGUUGAGGAACUAUACCUCACAAUUUAAAUUUUUUAGAGUUGGCUGCAACUUCCAGGACGCAUGUAUUAUUUAAUUGUAUGGCCAAAACCUCCAGGACUUAAGUUUGGACCCUUGUUGAAGUCAAUGUACAUAUGUGUAAUAGUGUAAAUUAUACAUUGAUUUUUUCAGUAAAUUAUGUUAAGAUAUGUCACAUAUGUGACAAGUUAGCACUUAGCAGACUAUUCCUAAGAAACAAUACCUGGGGUUGUAAAAUUAGCAGAAUUUCUUAAUGAGUCAAAAACAAAUCAUUGCAAGUUAAUAAUUGACAUAAUUAU
Molecule: messenger RNA, 1493 nt
Organism: Bacillus rossius redtenbacheri
Lineage: Eukaryota; Metazoa; Arthropoda; Insecta; Phasmatodea; Bacillidae
Exons: 5
Coding region: 1-882 (293 amino acids)
Cellular component (GO): centrosome
Source: RefSeq, a predicted model, not a curated record